Oppiella nova is the source of this 300-nucleotide messenger RNA. The record is from the annotation of a GenBank genome assembly. NCBI's taxonomy places the organism in Eukaryota, Metazoa, Arthropoda, Arachnida, Sarcoptiformes, Oppiidae.
AACCCCGACGGCCAAGACCUCGAACGCAUAGCCGCACUGACCGGGCUGUCCAAACGGGUAACCCAGGUAUGGUUCCAAAACAGUCGGGCCCGUCAGAAAAAGUACUUAAAUAAGAGCCGGUGCGGUGCCGGUGGUGGUGGGGUAGGGAAUGGCAAUACUCAGUGGUCGACCUGUGCUGGCGACGGGUCGCACCCGGGGGUCACUAACUUGGAUACCAACUGGUCAUUAGGCGAUAGCAACCAAAGCCAGUGCUCCGAUGACAUGCAUUCCGAGCCCUCCCAGUCCUCUCCUAUCAUCUAA